Molecule: messenger RNA, 3554 nt
Organism: Ooceraea biroi (clonal raider ant)
Lineage: Eukaryota; Metazoa; Arthropoda; Insecta; Hymenoptera; Formicidae
Product: angiotensin-converting enzyme 2
Biological process (GO): proteolysis
Cellular component (GO): plasma membrane
Molecular function (GO): peptidyl-dipeptidase activity; metallopeptidase activity
Source: RefSeq, a predicted model, not a curated record
GCGUCGUGCUCUCGGCGUAUCGAUAACUCGCCACGCGUCGUCCGCCUAUUAAGCGCGUGAGUCCGUCGAUCAACGAUCCCUCCUUCAGCCAAUUGCUCGACGAACUUUGACCAUCGUGAGUCGAUCCUUCGCGCGUCGGACAGUCAGCGUGAUCUCUUCCUCGCGUCACCCGCAUUCUAUCGGCGCGCAUCCUCCUUUCCGUUUCUGCUGCUUCGUCGGAGCGUGAGAGACCGUGAGCGGGAAUCGAGCGCAACAACGCUCGACUGUCACAGACUAAAGGGAUGCUAUCGAAAUGGAGUUGGCUCGUCCUUAAUCUUAUUGUUUAUGCGAGCGCUUUACCGGCGAAAGAAGAAACGAAGGCAUUGCUGGAGCUAACGCAGCUGGAUUAUGAAGAUGCGUGCUACAACACCGCCAGUGUUCAAUGGUCACUCAUCAUUUCUCCCUCCAAUAAAACAUUAUCGACAUGGGAAGCACAACAGCACAAGUACGCCGAGUUUAAGAAAUCGCAGAAAAAUCUGAUAAUCGAAAUAAUACAGAAAGAAAAACUCGAGCCAUUUCGAUACGUGUACGACGUAAUUGAGAAACCUGGUGACACAUUACUGAAAGAUGAAGACUGGAAGAAGUUCAUACAUUUUGUUGGCGUUGCGGAAUUGCAACAAUCAGCCGCCAAUCAUGUGAAUGGAUCGCAGAAUCGUUCACGAGAAGAUGUGGAACAUUUGCUCUCGCACAAUGGGAAACUUGAAGAUAAGCAGGCUGCCUGGAGCGCUUGGUAUCAACAGUUAACGCCACUAGUAACAAAUUAUACAAAUAAUUUACUGCUCGUUGCUGAAGCCGCGAAAGAAAAUGAUGCCGAAAAUGUUGAGAGAUAUUGGGAAAUGCUGACGGGAUAUCCCGAUGGAUAUGACAGGAUAAACAGCGAGUGGAGCCGGAUUAAUAAUCUUCAUAAGAAGGUUUUGAAAUUUGUCAGCACAAAUUUGGCGAAGAAAUAUGGAAUUACCAUAAAUCAAACAAUUCCUGCUCAUUUACUUGGUAGCUUACGAGGAUACGAUUGGACUGAUAUAUCAUCAGAUGCAUUGCCCUACUCAGACUUAAUUUAUGGUAUCAAGAAAAAUCUUUGGAAGAAGAAAUAUGUGGGACAAUCUUUAUACAAGAUCGCGUCUAGUCUGAGUUCGAUACUCUUGAAGGAAGUUCCGGAAGCGGAAUUCUGGGAGAACAGCGAGUUCAAUCGACAAUGUCCAUCGGUAUUGUUGAAUUUGUGUCGAUAUGGCAAAAUGAGAGUAUCUACGUGUUCCAAAGCUAGUAUGAGUAACUUCUUAACAGCCCAUGAAGAUGUCGGCAAGAUUGCGUUUAACCAAAUGUCCUCAGAGAACAUGCCCAUACUUAAUACAGCUAAUAGGUAUUCAGGAUUAGAGGAAAGUGUCUCGAUUCUCUUCGGAAUAUUGUCCGCGAAUCCCGCUUGGCUAAAUCACACUCAUUUAUCAAACGACGUCAGUAAUAAUGAACAACGUAUGAUUGCGUCGUUAAUGAUAACUGCUCUGCACGUGCUUCCGCGAUUAGCGUAUUAUUAUGCUGCCGAUUUGUGGAGAAUAAACGCAAUCGAGAAGAAUAUUACCGAUUCGUCGACUUUGAUAUCGUCCUGGUGGAAGUACAGGCAAGAGUACGAGGGUGUCUCCUCUAUCGACAUGGACAGUCCAACUUUCUUGGAUGACAGUGAUAUUAUCAGAAAUAAACCUUAUCUUCCCAAAAUUCUUGGCAUAAUGGUCGCUUUCCAAUUGUAUGAAUACACCUUGGAAUCGACCGAAGUCAGAUAUGACGAUAUCGAUGGGAAACUGAUGAAAGGCGAAAUAAUAAAAAUGAUUCAACGUAGCGGAGAGCACAGUUGGCAGGAUGACUUAAACAAAUUCCUAGAGAUAGACGAUAUAUCGGCGGACGCGCUUGUUUCGUACUUUACUCCAUUGGAAGAAUUUAUCGAGGAAAACGAGGACGUGUUCGAGUAUAAAUCUGGCGCGGCGGCAGACAAGGAACUCGAAGAAUUGGAGAAACGCAUUUUACACGAGAUCAAUAAUCCCACCACGACGCCCCUGCCGACCACUGCGACGUAUAGCUCUACAGUGAAAGCGUCUCUGCCGAAGACAACGAGCAGCGUGAAAAGUAGUAACGAGAAGCCAGAAAAAUCUUUAGAAUCUAAAUCGUCUGUGUACGUCUCGGAAAAUCAGUCGAAAAAUCCUGCCUCGAGCUUGCCGACGGAGGUUCCGCACGAAAAAUCGUUACUGACACCUGAUCUUUUGGACGAACAACAAAAUGACACACCAAAGAUUAACACUAGUAAGGCGGUAUGGGCCGUAAGCGCAGUUCUGAUAGCAAUAGUCGUUAUUUGUAUUAUUGUAAUUUUCGGGAGACAAAGAUGUCGUAAAACGCCAAAAAAUAGACGGUAUGUUUAGCGAACUUUAUACUGUGAAUUUUCGUUCUUAGACAUAUUUAUUUCUCUCGCAUUUUAGUCGCUAAGGAAUUUUGGUCCUAUACCUUAUUGUCACAAAUCAAGCAACGCCUCUCAUUAAGAGAGGGCCGUUCUCUAAUUGCUAUUUCAUUUUCAAGUAUUCAACAUCAGGCAUUCCUUUGUAAUAUGUUUUACAUGCUAUGAAUUUUUGUUUCUUCUUUUUCUUCUCAGAAAUUCUUCCCACACACAGAUGGCCAACGACAAAGUCUCACAUUUACCUUUUACCUCUACUUACGAGCCUUUUUCAGAAUGUUACCUGCUGUAGCACAUUAUUCUUCUUCUUCAUUACCAAUUACAGAAGUCAUUCUAUCAAUCUUUAUCGAUUUAUCGUUUGUCAUCGUAGGUAAUUAUUAUUAUAAUCUAUCUAAAUAAUAAUACCGUACACGGAAGAUUCUCCGAGCGAAUAUAAGAUUACGGUUUUUGCAUACUUGUAAUUUAUAUAUCGUACGUUAACUUUUAUAUGCACAUACAAAGUAUAAUUGAUGUAUAUGAAUGUUCUCUAAUGCCAACUAUACCUCGACACGUGGUUAUCGCUCCCAAUAUAUAUCAUAUCUAUAGCACAAUUAAUAAAGGUAUAUAAGCGUUGUACAGUAAUUACAGAUAGUUGAAAAGAGACGUUUCGAAAAGAGAGAGUAGAAUAGCAUAUUAAGAAAAUAGAGCUUAAUAUUGAUAAGUGUAAUAGUAAGAACCGGCUAAAUACUUUUGCGUAUAUACUUAGUAUAUAGAUUAUUAAUAGACUAUUUUUCUACAAGUAUUUAGUAUUGUUUUGGAGUAUUGUGCUUGUGCAUCGUUUAUAUAUCAUCACAAAAAAUUUAUAUUUUUUAUAAAACUGUCUUGUAUUCUUGUAUAAGCAAGACGAGAAAAUGUUCUAUAGAUAUAUAAUAAUUCGAUAGAUAGAUGCGGUUGUGCCAAAGAAAUCGCACAAUUUUAUUUGUAUAAUAUCUUCCAAGUCCGCAUAGUACACGAUCGACACCACAAUUUUUGCGAAAACGUUGCGUGUUGACAACGUUGUAUCUGUUGAUUAAAUAAAAUAUUUCACCGUUAAAAAAAAGAAAAA